UCUUUUAAAAAGUGAGAAGUUGUGAGUAUUAGAAGAAUGCGACUAUUCAUAUUGAAGGGUUGUGACUAUUCAAAUAUACUUUAAAAAAUCUAUAAAUAGUCUCUCCCAUGCAUUUUUCAAAUCAAAUUUUCACUAAUCUACUAAUAAUAAAAUGGUGAAAAAAAUAAUGUCAAAGUUGUAAUUUUUCAUCUAAACAAGGUGUCUUUUCAUCUCAAAGUGGGAUUGCUUUAAAAAAUAUUGGUUUUAUUUAGGUAAUGUGUUAGUUUAUAUAAUAAGUGUUGGUAUUUUAUAAGAACUCUCCCAAAAAUUAAAAAAAAGUAUUAUAAAUGAGACGGGUCGUAUUAACGUAAAUCAACUUAUUACAAUAUUCAAUUUUCUGAAUAUUCAUUUUCAAUAAAUAAAACAGGUAGAUAAAAAUACAAAAUAACAAUUACCAACAUAUAAAUUAUAAUUGUUUAAAAUUAUAAACUAAUAAUUUUAAUAUUAUGUUUUAAAUAGGAAAAAAAAUUAUAUAUCAUGCAAAAAAAAAAUUGCAUUUUGUUCAAAAAGUGGUUGAAGAUAACUAUCAUGUGAAAAAUGUAUGAAAAAACUUAAAAAGGAUGAAGACACAAUUGUAUGCAAUAUGUGUUUUGAUAAAAAAAUUAAAGGGAACAUUAAGGUUUAUAAAAUGUAUAUAUAUAUAUAUAUAUAUUUGAAUACUUUGUAAAUCAUAUUUUAAUCAUCAAAAUUAAAUUUAAUCAUUUAUAUGAUUUAAUUUUUUUAUCAGGCAUAUAAAAUUAUAAAUUAUAGAUUAUAAUAUGUUAUUUAUAAAAUGAGUUCCCGUGCGAUAUCGCAUGGGCUCUUUGCCUAGUAGUAGUAGAAACAAGCAAGACAAUAAUAGAAAUAUAAAUAGGUUGUAAAUUUUCUUGUCACCCGGCCACUUGCAAUUAAAUCAUAAAAAGAUCUUUACAUGAUUAAUAUAAACAGUAAUAUGUAAAACGUUUCAAGAGGUUGUAAAUAGAAACAAGCAAGACUUUUUUUUUUUUGAACAAGAAACAAGCAAGACAAUAAUAGAAAUAUAAAUGGGUUGUAAAUUUUCUUGCCACCCACUUGCAAUUAAAUCAUAAAAAGAUCUUUACAUGAUUAAUAUAAACAUUAAUGUAUUGCAUUAUUGGGAGUCUGAAGAUUAAAGAGUGGCACUAUAUAAAGAUUUAGCUCCUAAUCGUUUAAAGCAAAGCAGUUUUUAAAUCCCAAGGGGAGAGAGAGUGAUUGAUCGGAGAUGCCGAAGCUAGUUGAGAAAACGGGAAGCCGACCACCGUGGGUUGGGUUGGCAGCCGCCAUAUGGGUUCAGAUGGCGGCGGGAACCGCUUCAACUUUCCCGCUUUACUCCGCCGCUCUCAAAUCGGUUUUAGGGUUCAACCAGCAACAGGUCACCAUCCUGGGCGUCGCUGGUGAACUGGGAGGGAACAUGGGUCUGCUUCCAGGAUACGCAAGUAACAUGCUUGCUCCAUGGGCGAUGCUUCUCAUCGGUAUCUCUUCUUGUUUCCUCGGUUACGGUGUUCUCUGGCUCUCCCUCAGCCAAAUCGUUCACGACUUGCCUUUCUGGCUGCUGUUCAUAGCUCUCGUUAUAGCCACCAAUAGCUGCUCAUGGUUCAUGACAACAUCUUUAGUGACCAAUAUGAGGAACUUUCCUAUGAGCCGAGGCCCAUUGGCGGGACUUCUCAAAGCCUUAAUUGGGAUCAGUGGUGCAGCAUACACUGUCUUGUUCAGCAUGUUGCUUCACCACUCUGCUUCGAACCUGCUUCUGUUUCUUACCGUUGGUAUUCCGGUUUUGUGUUUAGCUUCCAUGUAUUUCAUCCGUCCCUGUGUUCCUGCCACCGGUGAAGACCCUUCCGAGCCCGUGUAUUUUGCUUUUCUGCUGGGAACAAGCAUCCUUCUCGCUGCUUAUCUUGUUGUGACGACUGUAGUUAGUGAGGUGUAUUCACUGCCAAGCGUGCUUAGAUACGUUCUUGUGGCUGUCAUGGUCUUAUUCUUGUUCUCGCCUCUAGCGAUUCCCAUCAAGAUGACACUGUUCCCUUCAAAUGUCAAGAGCUCUUCAGACAAUCUAGCUAAAGAGGAAGGUGAGUCACCACAGGAGGAACCACUCCUGAUAUCUUCUACCUCGGAGUCAAACCUCGGGUCUCUCUUAAAAGGGGAUGAUGUUUCGGAUAUGGACAUACUUUUGGCUGAAGGGGAAAGUGGGAUACUUAAGAAUAAGAGAAAGCCUAGGAGAGGUGAGGAUUUCAAGGUUGGCCAAGUCUUCGUCAAGGCGGAUUUUUGGCUGCUUUGGUUUGCUUAUUUACUCGGUAUGGGCUCAGGCGUUACGGUCUCAAACAACUUGGCACAGAUCGGAUUUGCUUAUGGUAUCAAGGAUACUACAGUACUCGUCUGCAUCUUUAGCUUCUUCAACUUCACAGGCCGUCUCGCUUCAGGUGCCUUAUCUGAGCACUUUGUCAAGUCAAGAAUGCUUCCAAGAACACUAUGGAUGGGAGCUUCGCAGCUGGUUAUGGUGUUCACAUUCCUCCUCUUUGCCAUGGCCAUCGACCACACCAUUUACGUGGCGACUGCUCUUGCCGGGAUAGGCAUGGGGUUUCAGCUUUUGUCAAUCGCCACCAUCUCGGAGCUAUUUGGUCUUAGGCAUUUUGGGAUCAACUUCAACGUCAUACUCUUGGCUAACCCGAUCGGUGCCAGCCUUUUCUCGGCCCUUCUUGCCGGAUACAUCUACGACAAGGAAGCGGAGAAGCAAGGGAAUCCUACCUGCAUUGGUCCGGAUUGCUUCAGAGUAACGUUCUUGGUUCUAGCCGGAGUUUGUGGCCUUGGAACUCUGCUUACUGUUAUAUUGACAGUGAGAAUUCGCCCUGUCUAUCAAGCUCUAUAUGCGUCUGGUUCAUUCAAGUUGCAGCCGCAAUCAGCUGGUCAUUGAUACUUCCAAAGAAAGUGAGAGAGAGAGACGAAAGAUGAUACCAAAGAAAUAAAAUGAUAUAUCUACUUUGCAUUGUAUUGUAUCGUGCAGCAUAUUUUUUGGGUGGGUGGGUGGGUAUAUUCUAAGAUUUGUUAAUUUUCUUUUAUUCAUCUGUAAACUACUGUUCAACCGGCUAAAAACUGGUUGGAAGAACAUUUUGUAACGGCUUCAUGAUCGUGUUGUGAUGUUGUUUGUAUCAGUGUUGUUUAUCGCCA
This is a messenger RNA of Brassica rapa (field mustard), 3195 nucleotides long. Its product is annotated as protein NUCLEAR FUSION DEFECTIVE 4. The record is from RefSeq and is a predicted model, not a curated record. Lineage: Eukaryota; Viridiplantae; Streptophyta; Magnoliopsida; Brassicales; Brassicaceae. Gene Ontology annotation, cellular component: membrane.